GUGACAUCUGGUUGUCAAAAAUAUUGUGUAGCCUUGUCUUCUACCGAAACCAAUACCGAACCACCACCCAAUUUGUUUGACGAAACGAAACUUUGGUCUUUUAUAACGUACUUUUGAUUAAGCAGAUACACGCAUCAGCACACUGCUUUGAAAUAAACUGCUUAGCGAUUUCGACGCAUGCCUCGGAGCUCCGGUAUCAAACAUAACUUCACUAUUAAUACGUUGUCGUAUUGUAACGUUAGCGCUUUGAAAACUGGAUCUAUUGGCAUCGGAGCUCAGGUUUCAAUCGUCCCAUCACUACAGAGACGUGGAGAAGUGAAGUACAGUGAACUAUGAAGCCGGGUCGAUGGAAAGGUCUCAGCUGGGUCCAAUUUUACUUUUCACUGCUCUGUGUCAUUCUGGACUUCCAGUUGGACGGUGUCUCGGGGGAUAACGUGGAGAUUGAGAAACACCGUGAGAUGGGCCGUAAACUGUUGGAAUCUGGUCAACUUGCUGGGGCCCUGUCCCACUACCACUCUGCAGUGGGAUCAAUUUCCUCCUGCAAUGAAAUGGUUCAUAUCAAGAUCCAACAUCUCUACCUGACCUACUAUGAGCGGGCAGCUGUGUUUCUGGCAAUGGGGAAGUCCAAGUCAGCCCUGUCGGACCUGACCAGAGCUAUCCGACUCAAACCAGAUGACCUCAUUGCCAGAAUGCAGAUGGGGAAUAUCUUCCUAAAGAUGGGCAACACCCAGAAGGCCCGGGAAAACUUUCAGGCUGUGCUGCAGCGCUCCCCUGACCAGGAUGAGUCGCGGCACCAGCUGAUGAGGGCCAACGAGCUGGAGGAGCUGCAGGAAAAGGCCCACGCGACCCACCACAGAAGAGACUACAGGACCACCAUCAAUGUGUUGGAUCGGGUUUUAGUGCUGUCCCCCUGGGACCCUGAGUCUCUGGAGCUCCGGGCUGAAUGCUACAUCCACCUGGGAAACACCAGGAAGGCCAUCCAGGAUCUGACCCCCACCGCCUGGCUGAGGAAUGACAACCGUGCUGCCUUCCUCAAGCUCAGUACCCUGCACUAUAGCCUGGGGGAGAACAAGGAGUCAAUAGGUCACGUCCGGGAGUGUCUGAAGCUGAACCAGGAUGACAAGAAGUGUUUGUCCCACUUCAAACAGGUGAAGAAGCUCAUCAAGCAGCUGGACUCUGCCGAGGAGCAUAUCAAGGAGGAGAGGUAUCAACUGGCCAUAUCCAACUAUGAGUCAGUGAUGAAGACAGAACCUAAUGUCCCCUACUACACCAAUAAGGCAAAAGAGAGGAUCUGCUUCUGCCUGGUCAAGGAAAAGAUGGCUGCUAAGGCAAUAGACAUCUGCUCUGAAGCCCACCAGAGAGAUCCACGCAACAUCAACAUCCUUCGAGACAGAGCUGAGGCCUUCAUCCUCAACCGGGACUACGGUGAAGCGGUGGAAGACUACGAGGAAGCGAUGGAGUUUGACAUGGAGAACAAUGAGAUCAGGGAUGGUUUAAAGCGAGCCCAGGAACUGCUCAAGUUCACCCCAAAGAAAGACUAUUAUAAGAUCCUAGGUGUCGAAAGGAGUGCCAACAAAGAGGAAAUAAUCCAUGCAUACAGGCAGCAGGCCAAAAAGUGGCAUCCUGACAAGUACAGAGUCGAUUGGGAGAAGAGGAAGGCAGGGAAAAGGUUCAUUGACAUCACCUCUGCAAAAAAGGUGCUCACCGACCCAGAAAUGCGUAAGAGGUUUGACUCGGAAGUUUGAUCCCUGGACCCACCUCUCUUCAGGACCUGGGGACUGUGAAGAGGCCUCUGAUUGCAUAUCUUCUGUUGUACUGAGUGUCCGACCUGUGUACCAACUGCUUGAACAGACAGUUUGGUACAUUUUAACGCAUCAACACCUCAACACAAAGACCAAUAGUUGCCAUACAGUCAAUCUCUCCUCAACUUUGAGCCUGGAGAGACUGACAUGCGUACCACUGACAUUUGCCCUCUGUGUACAUCGAAGUGCAAUACGUACCGCUCUGUUCUGGACCAACUGGAAUUUUUCACCCGAGUGGUCAAAGACACAAAGUCCUGUAUAGCUGUGCUGUUCAGUCCUCCCAUCUAGACCCAGGCUGUUCAUGCUGUCAUUACAUUCCUCAAACGACCCAUGUUGUUGUUCUUUAGGAUGUUGGUCUGCUACUUUUGCUUUGUGUUUGUGCCAUUUUCUUCCGCCUCAUUCUUCCUCGAAGGGCUUGUUUUGGUAGCAGCAUAGCAUGUUUUGUUUUUUGCUCUGCUAGAAGAGCCCGGGUGCUGGACUGUUUGUUUUUUGCUCUGCUAGAAGAGCCCGGGUGCUGGACUGUUUGUUUUUUGCUCUGCUAGAAGAGCCCGGGUGCUGGACUGUUUGUUUUUUGCUCUGCUAGAAGAGCCCGGGUGCUGGACUGUUUCUCCAUUUAUUUAAUAACGCUAGGCCAAGCUCAAGUCGCAUAAAAGCAGAUUCAGAAUGACACCCAAAAGCUAUUCAAACAUAUUAUAAUCAGAGAUGCUUUCAGAAUGUUUUAUACGAGAUGUUUGUUCUCUUCACCACACAAACAAUAUUAAGUGUCUGUUCUGUUUGUUAUAUUUCUAUCUGCAAAGCUUUCAACGUUCUCCACUGAAUAUACCCUUGAAUCUACUUAAUUGACACAACAGGUGUUGUGAAAUAUUUAGUGACUUAAUCCUUCCUGGUUGUGUAUCCAAUCACCAUGGAGAAUGAUAGAUGCCUCUAGUUGCCAAAAGGCAGUUUUAGCAUUGGCAGUGCCAUUUGGGGACCAUUUUAAUGUAGUCAAAUGGGUGGGACUUACAACUUCGUUGGCUGAACCCUUCCGAUGACCUGGUUGGAGUGGAAUCAAAUCAAAUGUUAUUGGUCACAUUCACAUGGUUAUCAGAUGUUAAUGUGAGUGUAACAAAAUGCUUGUGCUUCUAGUUCCAACAGUGCAGUAAUAUCUAACAAGUGAUCUAACAAUUCCCCAACAACUACCUAAUACACACAAAUCCAACAAGUAAUCUAACAAUUCCCCAACAACUACCUAAUACACACAAAUCUAAAGGGGUGAAUGAGAAUAUGUACGUAUAUCUUAGUCAGUUAAGAACAAAUUCUUAUUUUCAAUGACGGCCUAGGAACAGUGGGUUAACUGCCUUGUUCAGGGGCAGAACGACAGAUGUGUACCUUGUCAGCUCGGGGAUUCGAUCUUGCAACCUUUCGGUUACGAGUCCAACGCUCUAAACACUAGGCUACCCUACGCUGCCACUAGGCUACGCUGCCGCCCCAACCCAUAUGGAUGAGCGAUGUCCGAGCAGGGCAAGGUGCAGUAGAUGGUAUAAAACAGUAUAUACAUCUGAGAUGAGUAAUGUAAGAUAUGUAAACAUCACGAAAGUGGCACUGUUUAAAGUGACUAGUGAUCCAUCUAUUAAAGUGAGUCAUGUUCAACCGGGUCAUCAGGAGGGAUCAGCCAAUCACGAAGGGAAUUUUUUUUAGUUUGCUCAAUGGCUCAGCCCAUGCUGUCAAAGACGCUAUAAUGGCACAGGUACAAAGACGAGACCUCUCUCUCUCUAUGCCAAUCACACGACUCCUUCCUAGUUGUGUACCCAAUCAAAGGGGUGAGAGUGAAGCUUGUCUGUCUUCUUCCUGAAAGAGCCUGCGUUGUUGCGUUCUCCUUAUUUUUUCAUUGAUUUCAAAGCAUGUCUUUUUUUGGUCUUUUAUUUUUCAAUUUGCUUUCUUUUUAAUAACCUCCAUAUGUUGUCCACUCGUCUUGAUGUUAUUGAAAAUGUAUAAGAAAAAUGGAGAGCCGCACCCUUGAGGGAGCUCGGAUGCAAUCAUUUAUUGCAUACGUAUUCCCCAGUUCAAAGAAAGUGAAGGGACUCCCUGCUGCAACAAUGAACAAACAAUUGAUUCAUUUUAAUGUAUCAAACUAAUUAUGGAGUACAAAAAAUGUAUGGAUGGCUGAAAGCUCAGUUAUGAAAAGCCAACUGACAUUGACUCCUGAGGUGCUGACCUGUUGCGCCCUCUACAACCACUGUGAUUAUUAUUUGAUCCUACUGGUCAUCCAUUAACUUUUGAACAUUUUGAAGAACGAUCUGGCAAAAUGGCCAUGUACUCUUGUAAUCUCCACCCGGCACAGCCAGAAGAGGACUGGCCACCCCUCCGAGCCUGGUUCCUUUAGGUUUCUUUCUAUGUUCCAGCAUUUCUAGGGAGUCUUUCCAAGCCACCGUGCUUCUACAUCUGCAUGGCUUGCUCUCUGGCUUAGGUUUCUGGGUAAGCAGUUUAUGACAACUGCUGAUGUAAAAAGGGUUUUAUAAAUAUAUUUGAUUGGAUUGUCAAUAUCAACUAUAAGUUGAAUUUGAAUUCUAAGGAUACAGUAUAGCUGUAACUGAAAGCUUUGAACGUCACUGACAAGGUUGUCGUCACAUUAAAAUUAACUGCCUGGAACGGGUUUUCUUAUGGUUUCUAUGGACAGUUUUUUUCAUUGCCAAACAGAAUUAAAUGAAAUUCUCGACUGUAUUAAAAAAUGGAAGUAAACCCUGUUCUCC
This is a messenger RNA of Oncorhynchus keta (chum salmon), 4531 nucleotides long. Its product is annotated as dnaJ homolog subfamily C member 3-like. Gene Ontology annotation, cellular component: endoplasmic reticulum. NCBI's taxonomy places the organism in Eukaryota, Metazoa, Chordata, Actinopteri, Salmoniformes, Salmonidae. Gene Ontology annotation, molecular function: misfolded protein binding; protein-folding chaperone binding. The transcript is spliced from 13 exons. The record is from RefSeq and is a predicted model, not a curated record. Gene Ontology annotation, biological process: protein folding in endoplasmic reticulum. Bases 333 to 1745 code for a protein of 470 amino acids.